Sorex fumeus (smoky shrew) is the source of this 1374-nucleotide messenger RNA. It is a transcript of the gene DKK1, whose product is annotated as dickkopf WNT signaling pathway inhibitor 1. Gene Ontology annotation, biological process: negative regulation of canonical Wnt signaling pathway; multicellular organism development. Gene Ontology annotation, cellular component: extracellular region. Lineage: Eukaryota; Metazoa; Chordata; Mammalia; Eulipotyphla; Soricidae. The transcript has 4 exons. The record is from RefSeq and is a predicted model, not a curated record. Gene Ontology annotation, molecular function: receptor antagonist activity; co-receptor binding. The coding region runs from base 86 to 880 and encodes 264 amino acids.
CCAGGGGCCCCGCGACCCGCCCCCGCCAGGCGCCGCGACGCUCCCGGGCUCGAGGCCGGCCGGGCCCCGCGCCCCGCACCGCGAGAUGCCGGCCCCGCGCGCCCUGGGGGCCGCCCGCCUGCUGGCCCUGGCGGCCGCCCUGUGCGCGCCCGCCCUGGGCCGCGCGCGCGCCGCCGCGACUCCCGCGCUCGGAAGCCCCAACGCCAUCAAGAACCUGCCCCCGCCGCUGGGCGGCGCCGCGGGACGGCCGGGCCCGGCCAGCGCCGCCCCCGGGGCCCCGCACGCGGCCGCCAACAAGUACCAGCCCGGGGAGCAGCAGCAGCCCUACCCGUGCGCCGAGGACGAGGAGUGUGGCCUGGACGAGUUCUGCGGGGUCCCCACCCGGGCCCUGGGUUCGGGAGCGCAGGUCUGCCUGGCCUGCAGGAAGCGCCGCAAACGCUGCAUGCGGCAUGCCAUGUGCUGCCCGGGCAACUACUGCAAGAACGGAAUAUGCAUGCCUUCCGAUAGCACUCAUUUAAAUCAAGGAGAAAUUGAGGAAACCAUUAUUGAAAGUGUCGGUAACGAUCAUAGCACUGUGGAUGGGUACUCUAGAAGAACAACAUUGUCUUCGAAAAUGUAUCAUACCAAAGGGCAAGAAGGCUCUGUCUGUCUCCGAUCAUCAGACUGUGCCAUGGGGCUGUGUUGUGCUAGGCACUUCUGGUCCAAGAUCUGUAAACCUGUCCUCAAAGAAGGUCAAGUCUGCACCAAACACAGGCGAAAAGGCUCUCAUGGACUAGAAAUCUUCCAGCGCUGUUACUGCGGAGAAGGGCUGUCUUGUCGGUUGCAGAAAGAUCAUCAAACCAGCAAUUCUUCUAGGCUUCAUACCUGCCAGAGACACUAAGCCAAUUUUGGGAAUACAGUGGACUCAUUUAAUAUAAUAUAUGCUACGAACCCCCUCUGAUUUCUGUUCAGCUCAAUCUUUAAGAAUGUAUAAAUUCUGUGGUUACAAUUAAGCAUUCCAAUAAUACCUUCUGGAAAUCUGGAGUGUAAGAGCUUCGUUUCUUUAUGGAACUCCCCUGUCAUUGAUUGCAGUAAAUUACUGUGUUGUAAAUUCUUAGUGUGGCACUUACCUGUAAAUGCAACAAAACUUUUAUUUUUUCUAAAGGUGCUGCAUUGCCUGUUUCUCUCGUGAUGUAAAUUUUUGUACACACUGAUUGUAAUCUUGAUUCUGAUAAAUAUUCUAUAUUGAAUUGAAGUAAAUAAUUUCAGCUUAUGUUUCCUAAAUCCCUAAUCCUUUUCCCUUUUAAAGAGUUUAGAAUGCAAAGAGCUUCUGGAAUGACAAAUGAUAGUUAUCUAAAAUCUAUCAAAAAAUACUAAUUUUCUAAAAUGAGCUCU